AUGGCCAGAGAAGUUACUGAUAUCAAGCAAUUCUUGGAAUUGACCAGAAGAAACGAUGUCCAAUCCGCUACUGUUAAGAUUAACAAGAAGUUGAACAAGAACGGUAAGCAAUUCAGACAAACCAAGUUCAAGGUCCGUGGUUCCAGACACUUGUACACUUUGACCGUCAACGACGCUGGUAAGGCCAAGAAGUUGAUCCAAUCUUUGCCACCAACUUUGAAGGUUAACAAGUUGUAA
Messenger RNA from Nakaseomyces glabratus, 237 nucleotides. It is a transcript of the gene RPL38, whose product is annotated as 60S ribosomal protein eL38. Gene Ontology annotation, biological process: translation; protein-RNA complex assembly. Gene Ontology annotation, cellular component: cytosolic large ribosomal subunit; ribosome. The record is from RefSeq and is a predicted model, not a curated record. Gene Ontology annotation, molecular function: structural constituent of ribosome. NCBI's taxonomy places the organism in Eukaryota, Fungi, Ascomycota, Saccharomycetes, Saccharomycetales, Saccharomycetaceae.